Molecule: messenger RNA, 2103 nt
Organism: Drosophila ficusphila
Lineage: Eukaryota; Metazoa; Arthropoda; Insecta; Diptera; Drosophilidae
Product: multiple epidermal growth factor-like domains protein 10
Exons: 5
Coding region: 1-2103 (700 amino acids)
Source: RefSeq, a predicted model, not a curated record
AUGUUUGUCGUUUUGCUGGUUGUGCUGACGGGUCUGCAGGUGCAGGCCUGUGUUAAUCGAGUUCCAGUUGUGAAAAUGCGCGGAACUGUGGUAACAAUGCGGAAACACCAAAAUUUGCCUAACUGCACUGCAAAUUGUGGUCCCUUGGUGGGGAGAACCAGAACCGAGACCUACAUGGGGUUCCAUGACCUCUGCUGCGAUGGCUAUAUCCGUAAUGAAGAAAACGAGUGUGUGCCGCAGUGCAAGGAUUGCGGAGCCACAGGGAAAUGCCUUUCGCCCAAUGUGUGUUUAUGCGACAAGGGCUACUCGAAUCGCCAGGAUCGCAGUCAUUGUGAGCCGGAGUGUGGCGAGUCCUGCGUGAAUGGGAGCUGUGUGGCUCCGGACGAGUGCGACUGCCUGCCUGGCCAUCGGUUUGUCAACGGAUCGCGGACGGAAUGUGAGCCAAUUUGCGCCGAGGAUUGCGGCAACGGUCGCUGUUUGGAGUCGGGAAAGUGCCAGUGCAACACGGGUUACCAGCGGGACGACAAGCUGAAGAAGUGUGUGCCCAUCUGCCAGGACGUCUGCUUCAAUGGCGAGUGUGUGGCGCCCAACGAGUGCCGCUGCUCUCCGGGCCACGAACCGCGUUUGGGACAGCCGUGGAUUUGCGAGCCGAUCUGCUCGAGCGGCUGCCUCAAUGGAAAUUGCGUUCAACCGGAGACGUGUGUCUGCAAGCUUGGCUUUGCCCACAAGGAUAGCGGUCUGUCCUCGAGCUGUGAACCGAUCUGCAGUCCUGGUUGCGUGAACGGCACCUGCAUUUCACCAGGCCACUGUUCCUGUGCCGAAGGUCAUGUCUUCGCUGAAGGAUCGCGAAAUGAGUGUGUACCCACGUGUCGCUCUGGCUGUGAAAAUGGUUUUUGUAGUGCCCCCGGUCGCUGUGAAUGCCACGAGGGCUUCGAGAAGGUCUCCCCGCACCGCUGCUCUCCCAUCUGCAGGCCAAUCUGCGGCCGCAACGCCCGCUGUACCGCUCCGGACACUUGUGACUGUGACUCGGGCUUCGCCUUCGUCAACGGAAGUUCCACCGAGUGUGAGCCCUUCUGCCCAAGGAGCUGCCGGAACGGAAUCUGCAGCAGUCCGGGCGUCUGCACCUGCCUGGAUGGCUACCAGGCUCUCCUCUCCUUCUACUGCAUCCCGAUCUGCACGAGGUCCUGUUUGCACGGCAGCUGCGUGGCUCCGAACGAGUGUCGCUGCUUCACGGGUUAUAGGCCAAGUCCCACCCAGGGAUCGAGUGUCUGCGAGCCGAUCUGCAGCCAGUCUUGUGGGCAUGGUCGCUGCAUCGCCCCGGAGAUCUGUCAGUGUGACGUAGGUUUCGCUAAGAGAUGGGCCCGCGGUCCCUGUGAACCCCACUGCCCACAGGGAUGUGUGAAUGGCCACUGCGAAGGAUCGGGACUGUGCCGCUGCUACGAGGGCUACAAACUUAGGCAGGGAUCCGCUUCCAUCUGCGAUCCGGAGUGCUCGCCUGGCUGCAAGAACGGCACUUGUGUGGAGCCAAAUAGUUGUGCCUGUUUUCCCGGCUAUGAGGACACCAAACUGUCGUUCGAGUGUGUCCCUUCCUGUUUUCCCAGGUGCGAAAAUGGCCGCUGCUCUGCUCCAGGUCGCUGUGAAUGCGAUCCUGGUCAUGUCGUCACCAACUCCAGUGAGCCGAACUCGUGUCGUCCGCAGUGCCGGGAGCAGUGCAUCAAUGCCGAGUGCUUGGCGCCGGAGAAGUGUACUUGCCUGCCGGGCUAUCGGUUUUUGGCCCAAAGCACCAGUGAAUGCGAACCCAUCUGCUCGAAAGGAUGUCGUUCUGGCGAAGAAUGCACGGGACCAGAAACCUGUGAGGGAGGCGCCUCCUUCAUUAGUCCCACUACCGGCAAGCAUCUGGUCUUCCACUGGUCCAUGUUCAUCCUGGCCAUUCUGCUCUGCUUGGGCUUGGUGAUGACACCACUCCUGGUGCUCCGGGAAUUGCAGAGACGUCGUCGUGGAGGCGACAAGCAGAGGAGCAAUCUCAUCGAGAACCCCUCGUAUGGAAUCAUGCAGGCCAACAGCGAGGAGGCCGAUGAGCUGGGAAUCGGUUUGGGGGACUAA